AUGGAUGACACCCAUGCAAAAAUGGACAAAAAACGAAAAAAUAUCGUGUUGACAUUAGUGGAAAAGGUGCGUAUAAUAGAAGAUUUUGAAUCUGGAGGCGCAACGCAUGAUACGCUAGGGAAGAAGUACGGUAUAGGAUCUUCUACUGUAACCAGGAUUAUACAGAAAAAAGAAACGAUUCGAGCAGCAGCGGAGAAAUUUACCGAAUAUGGGGUGGAUAACCGAAAGACAUUGAGGGAGCAGAGGUUCCCUUUGCUGGAAGAAGCUCUCUAUGUAUGGAUUCUCCAGCAGCGACAGUCUCAUAUUCUGUUAACGGUGGAAAUUCUGAAAACAAAGGCGGAGCUUUUGUUCAAGCUGUUGCAGGAUAAAGGGCACUACGUCGUGCACAAAUUUUCGGCCUCAGACGGCUGGAUGCAUCGCUUCAAGCAGCGGUUUGGAUUGCGGGUUAAAACGGUAGCGGGUGAAAAGGCAUCUGCAGAUGUUGGAGCAUACCUGAACUUUAAAGCGAUUCUACAAAAGAAAAUUCGUGAUAUGCAGCUGUCGAACUCUCAGGUUUUCAAUGCAGACGAAUCUGCACUUUUUAUCAAGCUCUUGGCUACCCGUUCUGUUGUUACGCACACUGAAACCAUGGCGAGUGGGCGAAAGCAGAAUAAAACCAGGUAUACGUUCAUGCCAGAGACGAUGGUAUUAUAUAGAGACACGCGGAGAGAAUAA
This is a messenger RNA of Armigeres subalbatus, 714 nucleotides long. RefSeq names its product tigger transposable element-derived protein 2-like. Lineage: Eukaryota; Metazoa; Arthropoda; Insecta; Diptera; Culicidae. The record is from RefSeq and is a predicted model, not a curated record. The transcript has a single exon. The coding region runs from base 1 to 714 and encodes 237 amino acids. Gene Ontology annotation, cellular component: nucleus. Gene Ontology annotation, molecular function: DNA binding.